AUGCACGCCCCACGUGUAUCUCUCUGCGCACUCCCACCGGACGUUCUUGAGGAGAUCGCGUUCCACGUCGCGCUCUCAGACGUCCUCGGUCCACCCGUGCAUCUCAUACCGCUGCUGUGCACCUGCCAGCACCUCAAUGCUGUCCUCUGCAGACGGAACAAUGUCUACCUCUACGCGCGCAUCUACGCCGCCAAGUUCGACUCGCGCGCGGCACCGCGUCGUAUGGGCCCGAAAGCGGGCCAGUCCAGCGCGCUCGCCGCGCAGCUGCCCAAAUACUGCACCGCCCUCCGUAACAUCCGCCGCGGGGACAUCGACUCGCCUACGCUUGUAACCGACUUCCUGCGCGCGUUCGCCAUGUGUCUGGAAAACGACGGCAAGAACGCCGCGCAGCUCGAGUGGGCGCACCUCUUCGAGUACGCGGAACAAUUCAUCCUCGAGCGCCUCUGGGAAGAGUCCGAGUCCAACAGCUCUAGUGGGUGGCCGGUGGAGGAUGUCACAAACUCGCUCGUGCUGUGGCUGUACUGGUACUCGUCCUCCCAAGAACGGUUCGCGUCCAAGACCGCCGAAGAGCGCGCGCAGCUCAUGGCGCUCGUCCGGCCCUACGCCCUGUACGGCUUCCGCUACCCGCCCUUCCUCGCCCCAGACAACCACGCGAACCUCCCGCUCCCCGGCAGCCCUGAGGCGUACCGCGAGCAUUCCACCGUCACCCCGCACGGCUACUACCCGCUCUACCGCGAGCCCGCGCUCUGCAAGCACACGUUCCGCCACUACGGCCGCGCGCUCACGCUCGCGGAGCCGCCCAUUGGGCUCAUCGCGAAGCUCCUCUACAUCGCGCUGCAGGAGCACAAGCCGAUCGAUGUCGACCAGCCGAUUCCGGACGACCGCGAGGAGGCCGUGCUGCUGGGCGCACGCGGCCCGACCCGCGCGGACUACAUUGAGUUCGCGCGCACUAAGGCGGCUCGGUACCCUGUCCGUGGUGGUUUAGAUCUCGCCAUGCGCCAUGCUGGUGCGAGCGAGUCGCACGAUAACGACUGGGCGCGCUGGCGCGGGUGCUUCAACCCCUGGGGUGCGCCGUCGCGGGACCGCAGCGCGGUAUACACCUUCGGCAGCCUCACCGGCAACUGGGCGGGGCGGUCCUUGGUGAGUCGCGUCGCGUCGUUCCGUGUGCGAGUCAGUGCUUACGCGGACGGGCCACGCAGGACCCGGACGGACACGAAUACACGCACGCGACGAACGCGCGCGAGUUCGACGCGGAGCUCGCGCAGCCGGACAGGCCGGAUGUUACUGAGAACCCGCUGUUCUUCACGCUGCGCGAGCACCGCGCCCGCGCGCGGAGGGGUGGACGGGCGAGUGCGCUCCCGCAUUGGGAUGUGCAGUACCGCGACCCGCUGGAUGAGGGGAUUAUGA
Molecule: messenger RNA, 1407 nt
Organism: Trametes versicolor FP-101664 SS1
Lineage: Eukaryota; Fungi; Basidiomycota; Agaricomycetes; Polyporales; Polyporaceae
Exons: 2
Coding region: 1-1407 (468 amino acids)
Source: RefSeq, a predicted model, not a curated record